AUGCUCGCCCGCACCCUCCGCGCCGCGGGCACAAGCCCAACCCGCUCGAGCUCCCUCCACAAUCAGCUCCGAACAGCAUGUUCCUCCUCCUCGUCGGCCGCCGAAACCGUUCCCGCGAGCCCCAUCCGCGUCUUCCGUGACGUCUCCGCUCUCCGAAACUGGCGCCGCCCGCACCAGGUGAACUACCGCUCCGUCGGUCUCGUCCCGACCAUGGGCGCCCUGCACGAGGGCCACCUAUCACUAAUCCGCGCCGCCGCGCGCGAGAACCACCACGUCGUCGUCUCGAUAUACGUCAACCCGGCGCAGUUCGGCGUGUCGGAAGACCUGGCGUCGUACCCCGUAACCUGGGCCCGCGACACCGAGAUCCUGCGCAACCUCGACCGCGAGCUGGCCGACGACGGCGGCAACCUGGGCCGCGUCAGCGCGGUCUUCGCGCCGACGACCCCCGAGAUGUACCCCUCCGGAUUCCCCGGUCAGGAGCCGGGCAGCAAGGGCAGCUUCGUGACGAUAACGCCCGUCGGCGAGGUGCUGGAGGGCGCGAGCAGGCCGACCUUCUUCCGCGGCGUCGCGACGGUGUGCAUGAAGCUGUUCAACAUUGUGCAGCCGGAGCGCGUGUACUUUGGGCAGAAGGACGUCCAGCAGACCGUCGUCAUCAGGCGCAUGGUGGAGGACUUCAUGCUCCCCACCGAGGUGGUUAUCGGCGAGACGAUGCGCGAGGCAGACGGGCUCGCGCUGAGCUCGCGGAACGUGUACCUCGGCGAGCGGAGGCGCAAGGUCGCGACGGUGCUGAACCGCGCGCUGAGAGCGGCGGAGGACAAGUACAAGCAGGGCGCGCUGGAUAGGGAGGCGAUCCUCGGCGCGGCGAACCAGGUCGCUGCGGAUGUGCUGUCGGAGCAGUCCAAGCUUGCGCCCAGGGAGAGGGUCAUGUUCGAAGUGGACUACAUCUCGCUCGCGGACCCGGACUCGAUGCAGGAGAUCAACACGGUCGUGCCGAUCAAGGGCGGAAUCCUCAGCGGCGCGGUCAAGAUGCUCCCCGUAGAGGAGCCGCAGCCGGGCGAGGAUCUCGGGCAUAGUGGCGGCCCGUCGGUGCGACUUAUUGACAACAUUAUUCUUAAGCCCAAUACCCAGUAA
This is a messenger RNA of Colletotrichum truncatum, 1131 nucleotides long. RefSeq names its product pantoate-beta-alanine ligase. Gene Ontology annotation, molecular function: pantoate-beta-alanine ligase activity. Gene Ontology annotation, biological process: pantothenate biosynthetic process. The record is from RefSeq and is a predicted model, not a curated record. Lineage: Eukaryota; Fungi; Ascomycota; Sordariomycetes; Glomerellales; Glomerellaceae.